Molecule: messenger RNA, 1245 nt
Organism: Fusarium musae
Lineage: Eukaryota; Fungi; Ascomycota; Sordariomycetes; Hypocreales; Nectriaceae
Exons: 1
Coding region: 1-1245 (414 amino acids)
Source: RefSeq, a predicted model, not a curated record
AUGUCGUCAGAUCUAGUCUCUACCAGAAAGUCAGACUUAGACGUCUAUCUAUCAAAUAGAUAUGCCCAUCAGGAUACUGCAACGCCUGAGGAUGCGGCCAACAUACGCGCCAAAUGCUCCUACGUCCGUACACAGUGGUACUUUCCGCUGUUGGAGGCCAACCGUCAUGUCCCCAAGGGCUUGACCAGUACCCUCGGUACCCCCACAAAUGAUCUCGGCAUAUUCGAGAAGUUGCCUGGAGAUGUCAUGAACAACAUUCUCGUCCGUUUGGAUGUAAAGUCCUUUCUCAACUUCCGCAACGCCAACUCGAAGGCACACCAUGUCGCAGAGACCAUCCUGGACUGUAAGGAUGUCAUGCUUCAUGGCAGGGCAGCCAUUAUCAACAUCGCUCGUACCGGGUUGAGUGGUCAUGUAACCAUCGGCGAGAUCCACCUCGCUCUCACCUCGCCAAAGUGCGGCUUCUGCGAGGAGUAUGGACCAUUCCUCUUCCUUCCAACCUGCACUCGGGUUUGCCACGAAUGUCUCUGUACGUCCCCUCGCACGGCGAUGAUUGGCACGGAAGAGAUGCUUCCUUUCUACACUCGAUUUGGCAAGUACCGAGGGCCUGGAAAUAGAUCGCACUUGCUCAAGUGCUUGGCUAAGUCUUCCAUGGCGAGUAUUCGAGUCCGAGACCAUUUACGCCCCGCCCAAAUGAUGAAGGGUGUUAGAGCCGUCUUGGUUGAUGAUCUGUUCUGGUUCUGCGAAGAGCUUGGGAUAGAAGACACAGAAGCGAUGCGAUUCCUCUUUGAUAAUGAGUGGCUCCAGUACCGUUCCGCCGCUACAAUUCGCUUUCCCUAUCUCAACACCGCAACAGGCGAACUCGAGAAAGGUCGCAGCUGCAGGGGAUGCCAGGAAGCCUUCGAAGAACAAACCAUGCAAGGCAUGGUACUACCUGGCGCCGGGCGUAUCUCCGCUGGUGCUGCAGCACGUGAUAACUGCUACUCACAUGAAGGCUUUGCGGAGCACUUCAAGACUUGCCAGCACGCACAGCGAGUGUGGAAUAGCCGAGCUCUGCCUGGCCAGGAGUCCUGGUUUGCGGCGAAUGGGGGGAUGCUUUGGGGAAUCGAAGAACGAGCGGAGUACUGCCAUCGGUUGGUAGCCCGAGUGCCUGUGGUGAAUAACGAGGAAUUUUGGGUCAUGGCUGGCGUGGCGAUCCAGGUUGUCUUCUACUUUUGUGUACUGGUUGGGUAUGCCAUGUGGCAUUGA